CGACAUGUGGCACCACUCAAUAAUGACGCGUGCCAGAGCCAAGUCCUGUUUGCCCUUAUUUCUAUGUCAAAUCGACGUGAUAAGCACAACAAAUUCUUCGGAGCCCCUAGACUUUUGCGAAUGGGGGUCUAUGAUCCGGUUGCAAGCUCUCCACUGUGGCUCAAGAACAAGGGAUUGACAAUAGGCUCGGUCGCGUUUCAACAGAAAGAAAACGAUAGACCGGUGGCCAAAGUGCCUUAGAGCAAACAAUUGUCUUCUUCAUUUUCCUAGUUCAAUUUUCCUGGUUUCCUCCUGUAAGAGGCUGAUGCUGCAAUGGUGCUAUCGUUCGCAUCCAACGUUCCAAAUUCGAUGAUCUUUCGUGGAGCUGUCUCGACUUCUUCUUCCUUCUCUGGAAGCGAGAAGGACGAUAAGCAUUCGGACGCUCGAACUUAUGCUAAGCUUCUUAGCUCGUGCAACUCUCUGAAAGAUGGUAAGUCGUUGCAUGAAGCGAUUGUUAAGGAAAAGCUGGACAGAGACGUGUACUUACGCAAACUUCUUGUCAAGAUGUACCUCAACAACGGAAGUGCCCAACAUGCUUGGGAAGUGUUCAAGGAAAUUCAACCAUCCGUGGACGUUAUCCCGUGGACAACGAUUAUUGGAGCCUUCAACCGAGAAAAACUCCACGCAAAAGCUCUUGGAGUUUUUCGGUGCAUGCUACUACAAGGUCUGAAGCCCGACGCAGUAGCGUUUCUUCCGGUGCUCGAGGCGUGUGCCGCUCUGGAACGCUUAAAGGACGGGCUCCUGCUGCACGGCUACGUUUUAGAGGCAGGAUUAGUGGUCGACUCCGUUCUUGGCAACUCGAUCAUCAACCUGUAUGGAAAGUGUGGGAGCUUCUCAGAGGCACAAGAGGUGUUUGACCGGAUGCCACACAAAAACGUCAUCAGCUGGACUUCGCUGGUUGCGGCCUAUGGUCGGAACGGACUUCCGGACAGGGCUCUGGAGCUGUUUCAUUUGAUGCAGCUUCAAGGGGUGAGACCAAGCAGGAUUUCUUUCGUGACGGUGCUUAACAGCUGCGAGAGUUCGUUAAGUAUAGAAGAGGCCCGGAAGAUCCACAGCUGCAUCAAGGAAAGUGGCUGUGAGCUACAGAUCAUCGUCGGAAAUGCGCUCGUCAACAUGUACGCAAAGUGUGGAGUGCCUGAACAUGCGUUUCAAGUCUUUCACAGGAUGGCCGAGCGUGACGUUGUCACUUGGACGGCGCUUAUCUCCGCUUGGGCGUUACAAGGGAAAACGAUGGAAACGUCCCUGCUCGUGCGAGAGAUGUUGCUUCAUGGUGUCACGCCAAACCAUGUUACGUUCGUCACGGUUCUCAACGCUUGCGAGAAGCCGUCGAGCCUGGCCUUUGGGAAGAAAAUCCACGCUUUGGCUGUGGAAGCUGGAUACGAGCCGGAGCUGAUCGUCGGAAACGCUACCGUCAACAUGUAUGGGAAGUGUGGGAGCCUCGAAGAUGCCUACGCAGUGUUUGACAGGAUGCCGGCUCGAGAUGUCAUCACUUGGAACGCUAUCAUCUCGGCCUACGCCCAUCGGGCGCAUCACAGAGAGCCCCUCGUUCUCUUCGAGCGAAUGGAAGCCGAGGACGUGACUCCAAACAAAGUUACUUUCGUCACAGUUCUCUACGCUUGCGCGAAGCUGAAAGCUCUGGAAGAGGGAAGAGCAAUCCAUGCUCGAGUGUCCGAGGCUGGUUUGGCAUCGGAAGUUAUCGUCGGGACAGCGCUCGUCAACUUGUAUGCGAAGUGUGGGUGGCUGGACGAAGCUCGAGAGAUCUUUGACACCAUGCGACGGGAGGACGUGAUCUCGUGGAACUCCAUCAUCGGUCCUUAUGCCGAGAGUGGGAUGAUCGCACAGGCCAUGGAGCUGCUGGAGAAGAUGGAGUGUGAGGGAAUUCUUGCGGACGAGGUGACUUAUAUCAGCAUCUUAAACGCACUUUCCUCUCCCGAGUGGCUAGAACAAGGCAGGCUCCUUCACAGGCUGAUCGCCAAGAGAAAGCUGGGACUCAAAGCCACCACUGAGACGGCUCUACUCAACAUGUACGUGAGGUGUGGAAGCGUGGAGGACGCCGAGAAAGUUUUCAACGCGAUGGACCGUCACGACGUGGUGUCGUGGACGAGCAUGAUCCUGGGAUACUACCAGGCAGAGCAGCACAGCAAAGCUCUACGAGCUUACAAGAGGAUGCAGCAGAAUGGAGUGCUCCCGGACAAGGCAGCUCUCGUCACCAUCUUCAAAGUUUGCUCGAGCCCGGAGCUCAUAAGCGAGGGGAGAAUGAUUCAUGCUUCGUUGAGAGGAAACGAGCUCGAUAAUGACACUGAAGUUGGCAACGCAGCGAUCAACAUGUAUGGCAGAAGCCACUGCUGCGACGCGGCCCGCGAGACUUUCGACUCGAUGCCUCGACGAGACUCCGCUACCUGGGGGUCAAUCCUCACGACUUUUUCGCAGCACGACGAGCACGGCAAAGUGAUGGAACUCUUCGAGCUCGGGGAGAGACGGGGCGAGGCUCCCGUCCACACCAAGGCCGGAUGCCUGAGCGUCAUCCGUGCGUGUGGAAACUUGGGCGCUCUUGCUCGAGGCAGGAAGAUCCACAGCCAGAUCGAAGACGCGGCUGCUGGAUCGCUCAAGUCGUGUGGCAUCGUCGGGUCGGCUCUGGUGGAUAUGUAUGGAAGAUGUGGAAGUGUGGAGGAGGCCAGGAGCGUCUUGGACGGCUUAAGCAGCUCUCGGGACAUGGUGCUGUGGACGAGCAUGAUGGUGGCUUACGCACGAAACGCACAGGGAUGGAAGGCUCUCGAGAUUUUCUGGCUGCUUCAGCAAGAGGGUCUCAUCCCGGACGACGUCGUCUUUGUGGCACUGCUGUCGGCUUGCAGCAGCGUGGGAGCGAUCGACGAGGCACUCGAGUUCUUCGCGUGCAUGACACUGGAUUACGGACUGGAGGCUGGCAAGCAUCACUUGGGGUGCGUGAUUGAUCUCCUGGGACGAACAGGGCGGCUGGCAGAAGCGGAGGAGACGAUGAAGGCUGCCAAAAAGUUUAGUGACAAGGAAGAUGAUCCGGUGAUGUGGAUGAGCAUACUUGGUGGCUGUUCCAUCCAUCAGGAAGUGGAACGGGGAUGUCGAGCGAUGAAGAAGAUCUUUGGUCGGGAGGAUCAAGCUGCUGCUCUGGUUAUGCUUUCAAACAUGCAUAGAGUAUGAUUAUUGACAACUACUACAUAUCAUUGAGAUUUUGGGGUUGGUUAUCCCGCUAAAAAGCUA
This is a messenger RNA of Selaginella moellendorffii, 3273 nucleotides long. Its product is annotated as pentatricopeptide repeat-containing protein At3g09040, mitochondrial-like. Gene Ontology annotation, molecular function: RNA binding; protein binding. Gene Ontology annotation, cellular component: intracellular membrane-bounded organelle. The transcript has 5 exons. The record is from RefSeq and is a predicted model, not a curated record. The coding region runs from base 313 to 3213 and encodes 966 amino acids. Gene Ontology annotation, biological process: RNA modification. Lineage: Eukaryota; Viridiplantae; Streptophyta; Lycopodiopsida; Selaginellales; Selaginellaceae.